UUGGUUCGCCUACAUUUAUCACCGAUAACUGAAAUCAAGUGAUUCCCUCUAUUUUUACUCAAGUCCAAAGAAAAGAAUUAUUUGGCAAAUUUAUAUUUUCAACCUUUUAAUCAACGAUACCCAACUGUAACAAAAAAAAAGUCAAAAUGUCUGAUGGAUCUGAAUGUAACAUUAAGGUUGUCUGCCGUUUUCGACCGUUAAAUGAUUCGGAAGAAAAAUCUGGUAGCAAAUUUGUUGUAAAAUUUCCUUCAAACAGUGAAGAAGGGUUGACUAUAUCGGGCAAAACUUAUGUGUUCGAUAAAGUGUUCAAACCAAAUGCAAGUCAAGAAAAAGUAUACAAUGAAGCAGCAAAAGCUAUUGUCAAAGAUGUUCUUGGUGGAUAUAAUGGUACCAUUUUUGCCUAUGGUCAAACAUCAUCGGGUAAAACACAUACGAUGGAAGGCGUACUCAAUGAUCCUGAUUAUAUGGGGAUCAUACCACGUAUCGUGAAUGAUAUAUUCAAUUAUAUCUACUCUAUUGAUGAAGCAAUUGAAUUUCACAUCAAAGUCUCUUAUUUUGAAAUUUAUUUAGAUAAAAUUAGAGAUCUUUUAGAUGUGUCCAAAGUGAAUCUAUCGGUACAUGAAGAUAAAAAUCGUUGCACAUUUGUCAAAGGUGCAACCGAACGUUUUGUAACAUGUCCGGAAGAAGUAAUGGAAGUUAUUGAUGAAGGAAAAUCAAAUCGACAUAUAGCCGUGACGAAUAUGAAUGAACAUUCUUCUCGUAGUCAUUCGGUAUUCUUGAUAAAUGUUAAACAAGAAAAUCAAGAUAACCAGAAAAAACUCACCGGAAAAUUAUAUCUUGUCGAUUUGGCUGGUUCUGAAAAGGUUAGCAAGACUGGUGCAGAAGGAAUGGUGUUGGAUGAAGCAAAAAAUAUUAACAAAUCGCUUUCAGCACUUGGAAAUGUGAUAUCAGCCCUAGCGGAUGGCAAUAAAUCUCAUAUUCCAUAUCGUGAUAGUAAGCUUACUCGUAUAUUACAAGAAUCACUCGGUGGUAAUUCACGUACUACAAUCAUUAUAUGUUGUUCGCCGGCAUCAUUCAAUGAAAUGGAAACAAAGUCAACGCUUGAAUUUGGUCGGCGAGCUAAAACUAUCAAGAAUGUUGUUAUUGUGAAUGAAGAAUUGACCGCCGAAGAAUGGAAACGUCGUUAUGAACGUGAACGUGAAAAAGUUACCAAACUUCGUGCUCAACUUCAACGAUGUGAACAGGAAUUGACAAGAUGGCGAAGCGGCGAAUCCGUUCCACCUGAUGAACAAUCAGGAUUGGUUAGAGAUCUUGAUACUAGUACACUUAGUCUAUCAGAAUCAGUUCAUAAUUUGCCUGCUGCUUCCGCUCCAACAAUGAAUACUAAUGUUCCAAUGUUCAUAACUACUACUAAUGAACCAUUAACAAACGAAGAGCGAAUGAAAUUCGAAGAAGAACGAGCUCGACUUUAUGCUCAGCUUGAUGAAAAAGAUGAUGAGAUUGAUAAAUAUAGUCAACAAAUUGAAAAAUUAAAAGAGCAAAUUGUCGAGCAAGAAGAAAUAUUCACAUCAUCUAGACGUGAUAAUGAUACUCUACAAUCUGAUCUUACUCGUCUUCAACAAGAAAAUGAAUCUCUUAAAGAAGAAGUUAAAGAAGUAUUACAAGCUCUCGAAGAGCUUGCUGUUAAUUAUGAUCAAAAAUCACUAGAGUUCGAAACAAAGAACCGAGAAUUCGAAAUGUUAAGCGAAGAAUUGACUCAAAAAUCUUCAUUAGUAAAUGGUCAAGAAUCGGAAUUGCAACAAAUAAAAGAACAGAUGAAUCACCAGAAACGACGAUAUGUCGAGAUGGUCACAAAUCUAAUGAAAGAUCUCAGUGAAGUUGGAAUCGUUCUGGGCUCUAAUCAAAAUGCAAGUUUUAUCGGUGAACUUAAAAUAUCUAAUGAUGCAAGCAAAUUGGAUGAUGAGUUUACAGUUGCUCGAUUGUUCAUAAGCAAAAUGAAAAGCGAAGUCAAAGCACUUACCACUCGAACUGCUCAUCUUGAAACAUACCAAUCAUCUUGUAAUAAAAAGAUUGAAUCAUAUGAAAAGGAGCUACAAGAACGUCGAUUACUUAUAAGCCAAUACGAGGCCAAGAUGAAUUCGUUACAAGAAACGAUUAAAGAGGCUGAUAAAAAAUUACGUGUUCUGGAAGAAACUGUUGAUCAGCUAAAUGAAGAAUGUGCUAAAUUGAAAGCAGCCGAAGAAAUGCAUCGGGUUACAUCGAAAGAAAAAGAAAAGGAAAAAGAUUCUGUCGAGCAAAUGAAAAAUGCUCUUGAACAGCAAAUUGAAAAGCAUAGAGAAAAUCAUCAAAAACAAUUGGCCAGUCUUCGUGAUGAGAUUGCCGAACGUCAAUCAAUGGUCGACCAGUACAAAGAUUUGAAUCAAAAAAUGACUCUUGCUCUCGAACGAUUACAACAAGAUUAUGAUAAGCUCAAAGCCGAAGAAAAUGACAAGAGUGCUAAACUGCAUGAAAUGACUUUGUUGAAUGAAAAAUGUGAACAAGCCAAGCAAGAUCUUAAAGGACUAGAGGAAACUGUAGCCAAAGAGCUGAAUAGCCUAUUCAAUCUUCGAAAAUUAUUUGUCGAAGAUAUUAAGAAUCGGUUCAAAAAGAUCUCGAUUGGAGAGGAGCAAGAUGAUUCUUCAAAUUCUGGCGGAUCAUUAGCCCAGAAACAGAAAAUCGCCUUCCUCGAAAACAAUCUUGAACAAUUGACUAAAGUUCAUAAACAGCUCGUACGAGACAACGCCGAGUUGAGGUGUGAGCUUCCAAAAUUGGAAAAACGAUUACGUACGACAAUGGAACGUGUAAAAACAUUGGAAGCUGCCUUAAAAGAAGCUAAAGAAUCGGCUAUGAAAGAUCGAAAACGUUAUCAACAUGAAGUUGAUCGAAUUAAAGAAGCCGUUCGACAAAAGAAUUUAGCACGAAGAGGACAUGUCGCUCAAAUAGUGAAACCGAUUCGUGGUGGUGGUGGACCCAAUCCCGUUGCUUACCGUCCCAACAAUUUGCAAUUGAAGUGAUUAUGGAAAAAUCCGUUGGCAUAAAGAAUAUACUAUAUUUAGGUUUUUUUUUUGUUUCAAAUUGUUUUGCUUCCUUUCUCAUUUACUUUUGAUGAAAAAAUGAAUUUCCAUCAUUCUAUCACGCGA
Messenger RNA from Dermatophagoides pteronyssinus (European house dust mite), 3179 nucleotides. It is a transcript of the gene Khc, whose product is annotated as kinesin heavy chain. Gene Ontology annotation, biological process: microtubule-based movement. The record is from RefSeq and is a predicted model, not a curated record. Gene Ontology annotation, molecular function: microtubule motor activity; microtubule binding; ATP binding. Lineage: Eukaryota; Metazoa; Arthropoda; Arachnida; Sarcoptiformes; Pyroglyphidae.